CCUCACUCUCCCUCAAUGUUAGAAAUGUUGAGAAAGAAUCACCGGCGUCCACUCGUCAUUGAUUUUCGAGCGGCAUCAUCAUCGUCAGCAACAGCAGCAGCAGCAGGUUGGGGAGGCAUCCAUGUAAACAACUCAUUCGGCGAGGCAGACGAGGCAGACGCACGUGGAAGAAUCUUCUCUUGGUUCGCAAUGGCUGUACGCUGUCAGUUUGAAGGGUCUAAUGAAGUCGGGGUGUUUUCCAAGCUGACCAACGCCUAUUGUCUAGCUGGUAUUGGCGCUUCUGCUAACUUUUACAGUAUCUUUGAGGACCAGUUAAGUGAGACCAUCCCUGUUGUGUACGCCUCCAUUGCUGGCUGUCGCAUUGUUGGCUCCAUGGUCACAGGGAACCGCCAUGGGCUGCUGGUGCCCAACACAACAACUGACACAGAACUUCAGCACCUGCGUGACCAUCUGCCAGAUAAGGUCAAGGUGCAGCGGAUAGAGGAGCGACUCUCAGCUCUCGGCAAUGUGGUUGUUUGCAAUGACUAUGUAGCACUUGUUCAUCCUGACAUAGACAGGGAAACGGAAGAGAUAAUCCAUGAUACUUUACAAGUAGAGGUUUUCCGUCACACCAUUGCCAACAACGUGCUGGUGGGCUCAUAUGCAGUGUUGUCAAACCAGGGUGGCCUCCUGCAUCCUGCCACCCCCACUCAGGAGCAGGAUGAAUUGUCCAUGCUACUGCAGGUGCCCUUAGUGGCUGGAACAGUAAACCGAGGCAGCAAUGCCCUGGCAGCAGGGCUGUUGGUGAAUGACUGGGCUGCCUUCUGUGGAAUGGACACUACAGCCACAGAGCUGAAUGUGAUUGAAAGUAUCUUUAAGAUCACUGAUGCACCUCAGGCUACUGCCUCCACCACGAUGAGGAAGGCUCUCAUUGACAGUAUGACGUAAAGAUGUAACAGCUGUAGCAGCUGCAGCAACAACUGGAGUGUUGGCUGCGGGAAGCAGUUUUUCACAUCCCCUUUGUUAAGAUUCCUAGUAUUCUAUAUGCAUAUUAACUUUUUAAGCCCUGUUUAUAAGUUUUGUUAUAAUUUAAAUAUGUUACAUGCCAUGUUUUGAGAGCUUUUUACCUGAAAUUUUCCACAAGCAAAUGUGCAUGUAUGUAAGAAUUACUUUUAAACCAUAUGCUCUUUUUUUUUUUUUUUUUUUUUUUUUUUCAGUGAAUGUAAUGAAUAUGUUGAUGUUUGAAUAUAUAUCAUGUGAUAUAGCAUAUUCAAGUCCAAUGUAUUUAACAUACAGUAUAAGUCAAAAAUUCCUGUCAAUUACAUUACUAUCAUUUACCUUUGAUUGCCUUAAAGCAGUAAAGCAUACAAGCUGCAUGGCUAUACCUGUACAAAGACACCAUGGUAAAGGAACUACCAAGGAAUGAGUAGAGAUUCCUGUUUUCAACUUUUUAUUUUUUUUUCAUUUCAGGUUUAAACAAUAAUCAAUUUUCAAACUAUAAACACACCACAUACAUACUAAGAACAAUCAACCAGUACUUGUAUUGUAACUGAAUAAACAAUCCACAAAUUACAUCAUAAAAAAAUCAAAACAGAAAAGCACAGACUGCAAACAAAUAUUGUUUACAUAUUUGCUCUGUAGUUGAUAGCAUGGCAGAGCGGUACAAGAAUCAACAAUGUGGUAGGAACUUGGGAGUGCCCAUAGUAACCAGGAAAAUCCUGCCCAGGUCGUAAAGGUUUCCACAAAUAAGCAAGCAGUUACUGUCCUUGAGGAAGAGGGUGAGGCACAUGUGUGGCAUGUGAAAAGGUUCAAUCAUAUCCAUAGAUAAAGCCACAUGGUGAUCAAGAGCCAAGCACAUGAUCCUCAAAACCUUAGGGAACUGAAUAGAUGUACAUACACACACAUGCAGGACUACCAAAGACUGAAUACCAACCAAGAAACUGGAUAGACAGGUUCAGAUGAGACCACAGAAUUAUAGAUUAGCUCAGGUAGCCCUGUGCAGCCACACACACACAUGCAUGCACACUCAGUUUUUAGUUCUAAGAGUUUAAGUAGUAAUGAAAAAAGUGUACUUUGUUAUAAAUUAUUUGCUCUGCAUUGUUUUCUGCCAUGCUGACAUAAAUAGUGUGAUGUGUGUUGUACCUCCUUUCUAGCACCAAGAAUGGAAAUAUGACUAGCAGCAGCGUGAACACAAGAAACACUUCAAGUUGUCAAUGAUAAAUUAAAAGGGAAUAC
Molecule: messenger RNA, 2214 nt
Organism: Scylla paramamosain (green mud crab)
Lineage: Eukaryota; Metazoa; Arthropoda; Malacostraca; Decapoda; Portunidae
Gene: eIF6
Product: eukaryotic translation initiation factor 6-like
Exons: 7
Coding region: 16-927 (303 amino acids)
Biological process (GO): maturation of LSU-rRNA; assembly of large subunit precursor of preribosome; ribosomal subunit export from nucleus
Cellular component (GO): preribosome, large subunit precursor; cytosol; nucleolus
Molecular function (GO): ribosomal large subunit binding
Source: RefSeq, a predicted model, not a curated record